Molecule: messenger RNA, 1857 nt
Organism: Oryza sativa Japonica Group (Japanese rice)
Lineage: Eukaryota; Viridiplantae; Streptophyta; Magnoliopsida; Poales; Poaceae
Product: zinc finger protein 4
Biological process (GO): negative regulation of abscisic acid-activated signaling pathway
Source: RefSeq, a predicted model, not a curated record
CAGAGUGCAAUACAUAUCACAACUUAAGUGCAUACAUAUCACAUCCUAUCACAUCUUGAACUAACGUCAAGGCAUCCCUCCAGUUCAAAAACUCCAUACAUACACACCCAUAUCUGUCCAAGUUAGGAAACCGUUCCCCUGUUGCUCUGUGUUUUAGUGGCAGUAAGGAUAGAGAGAUAGAGACAAAGAUUUGCACUACACUAGUGAGAAAGGGAACCAAAUGGAGUGGAUGGACAGAGAAAUAUCGUUGGCUAAGAUGGAGUACUGACUGAUCGAUCGAUCGAUCAUCACAAGAAGAGAAGAAGAUUAAUGCAUGCGAAUUAAGGGGCUAUGAUAUGGAGCAUAUCUCAUCUCUCUCUCUCUCUCUGCUACAUUAAACGCCUGCCUCCUGUGAUCACGCCAUAUCUUGUUUCAUUUGGCAACUUUGCUUCCAUUCCUCUCAGAUCAUCUCCGCGUUUAACCCCUCCAAUCCCCUUGUAUAAGUAGGGAUCCGAUUCAUCCCAAGAACGCGUAUUCUCUCGAUCUCACUCGAUCUCGUGCCAGCAAAAAUUUUAAAGCCAAAUUAGUGUUGUCUUGUGCUGUGUUUUGCUAGCUCCAUGGCUUCCAGCUCGCAGACCACCGUGUCCAUGGAGGUGGCGAUGAAGGUUGAGGGGAGUGGUGGUGGUGGUGGUGAUGGGGAGGAAGGCGAGGUGGUGGCCAAGAAGGAGGAGGAGGUGGCGGCGGCGGCGGCGGCGAUGGAGCUCGAUCUUCUUGGCGCGCUGCGAGCGGAGGAGGUCAUGCCGGCGGAGAAAGGGAAGGCCGCCGUCGUGAUGGUGGGCGAGGCGGUGGCGCCGUCCGUGGAGGAGAGGGCUUCUGCUGUGGCGGCGGCGGCGGCGAACGGUGGCGGCGGCGGCGGCGAGGCGAGGCGCCGGCUGUUCAAGUGCAACUACUGCCAGCGCAAGUUCUACACGUCGCAGGCGCUGGGGGGGCACCAGAACGCGCACAAGCGGGAGCGCUCCCUCGCCAAGCGCGGCGCCGCCGUGGCGGCCGCGGCGGCGGCCGCCGGGCGCGGCCUGUACGGGUUCGGGGACCCGUUCGUGCCGCACCACCUCCGCUUCCGCUCACUCUGGCCCUACCCCGCCGCCGCCGGCGCCGCCAGGACAACGCCGUUCCUCGGCCGCGGCUCCGCCUCCGCGGCGGCGGCGGCAGCGGCGCCAGCGGCGCCGUUCUACGGCGCGGUGCACCACGGGUGGAGCACCCAGCCGCCAUCCUCCCUGCAGGGGAUCGCCGCCCGUCACGCCGCCGCCGAACGCCCUGUGUACCCGGCCGACGCCUUCGGCUACGGCGCCGGCUCGUCGUCGUCCAGGGCCACAGGCGCCCCUGCCUCCGCCGGGCUCCGGUGGGCCGAAGGCGGCGGCAGCGGCACCAUCCAUAGCGCCGCCGCCGCCGCCGCCGCCGGCGAGCAACACACAGCGGCGGAAGUGAAGGCGCAGGAGGAGAUGUCAAGCAGCAAGAUAGACCUGACUCUCAAGCUCUAGGUCUCACUAGGGUUUCCAGUUCUUGAGAUUAUUGCAGCCUUAAUCUGAUCUCGUGUUGUUAGAGAAAAGCUAAAUUCUUAAUUUCGUCGUCUAAUUGUUGUUUAGUUUAUUCAUUCAUGUAUGCAUAUGGUCAGAUGAUGAUUAGAGCUAAGCCCCUUGCAAAUUGGUUGGUCGUAGAUGUGAUGUAGUGCAAGGCUUGAUUGGGGUAUGUUCGAUUCUUUCUAUAUGCAUUCAUGUAUGCUGCCUUCAUUUCCCCAUUGGAAAAUUAGGGGUUCUAUAUCUUUGUUGUUCCAUUGUUCCUUCGUAUGGAACUGAUCAAAAUCUAUCUUUUUUGCAUGAA